This is a messenger RNA of Punica granatum (pomegranate), 2266 nucleotides long. Lineage: Eukaryota; Viridiplantae; Streptophyta; Magnoliopsida; Myrtales; Lythraceae. The record is from RefSeq and is a predicted model, not a curated record.
GGUCGAGUGAGUCCCGCCCCCGCUACCAGCUGCUUCUCUUCUCCUUCUCUUCUCUCUCUCUCUCUCUCUCUCUCUCUCUCUCUCUCUCUAUCCGUCGUCAGUUGACGCUCACUCUCCACCAUUGACGAAUCUCCCGCCCAUAUAAUUCUUUAUAAAUUUUAAAGCAUUUGAUUAGCACUAACCUCGGGGGCAUCGAACUCGCCGCCGCCGGAGCCCCAUGUCCACUCUUUCGCCGGGGUCCUCCCUGGAGCCCACCUCGCCUCUAGCUCUCCCCGCUCCCUCACCCCUGGGGUCCUACACCUCGCCUCCAGCUGCACUCGCUCCCUCCUCGCCUCCUCCUCCUCCCCCGGAUGCUCCGGCGCCGUCUCCGGUGCCAGCGACGCCUUCCAGCGACCCCAACUCCACCGUCCCUCCUCCGCCUCCCCAGCUUCCCCCGCUUCCGGGCAGGGGGCUGCCACCCGCGACGCUGGCGGGGCUGAUAAUUGGGAUAGUGAUUGGCGUGCUGUUCGUGCUGGUAGGGGUUGGUUGCUACAGGAGGAAGAAGAGGAAGAGGCGGCAGUACGGCCUGGAGAACCACCCUGGAGCCGGAGGUCCUCCGCAGGGGCUUAAGGCCACCCCUCCUUCGGGAUUCUCACCCUCUUCCCAAUCAGAGUCAUCAGUUCAAGCUCCAAUGCUUUCAAUGGCACCUUCUUCAAGCUUUCCGUUAGGGUUCUCCCAAAGCGCAUUCACGUACGAGGAAUUAGCAGGUGCAACAGAUGGCUUCUCCAAUGCGAACUUGCUUGGUCAGGGAGGAUAUGGUUAUGUUCACAAGGGAGUCCUCACAACUGGGAAGGUGGUCGCAGUGAAGCAGUUGAAGGCCGGAAGUGGGCAGGGAGAGAGAGAGUUCCGAGCAGAGGUCGAGAUCAUCAGUAGAAUUCAUCACAGGCAUCUAGUUUCACUGGUCGGAUAUUGCAUUUCGGGUGAACAGAGGAUGCUCGUGUACGAGUUUGUUCCUAAUAACACAUUGGAGUUUCACUUACAUGGAAAGGACAGACCGACUAUGAGCUGGCCUAUAAGAAUGAGAAUCGCUCUAGGCUCCGCGAAGGGACUGGCCUAUCUACAUGAGGACUGUCAGCCCAAGGUCAUUCAUCGUGAUAUAAAGGCGGCUAACAUUCUUCUCGAUUUUAGCUUUGAGGCAAAGGUUGCAGAUUUCGGACUUGCAAAGUUUUCUGAAGACACAGAGACUCACAUCUCUACACGUGUCAUGGGAACUUUCGGUUACAUGGCUCCUGAAUACGCUUCAAGUGGGAAGCUCACUGAGAAAUCAGAUGUCUUCUCCUUUGGAGUUGUCCUCCUUGAGUUAAUCACUGGUCGCCGACCAAUCGACAAAGCUCGACCUUUUGCUGAUGACAGCAUGUUUGAUUGGGCCAGGCCUCUACUUGCAAAAGCCUUGGAAGAUAAUGACUUCGAGGCUCUUGCUGAUCCAAGGUUGGAGAAGAACUACGAUUCCAGUGAAAUGGCUCGAAUGAUAGCCUGUGCAGCUGCCUCUAUCCGCCACUCUGCACGUCACAGACCCAAAAUGAGCCAAAUAGUUAGAGCUUUGGAAGGGAACCUUGCUCUUCACGACCUAAAUGAUGGGGUCCAACCGGGCCAUAGCAGGGCCUACAGUCCCUUUGGGAGAUCGGACUACAGUAGUGGACAGUACCAGGAGGAUCUGAAGAUGUUCAGGAAGAUGGCUCUGGAGGGCCGAGAGAUAACUACCAGCGAGUACAGUGCGAGUGGACCCACCAGCGAAUCCGGUGCCCAACCUUCCCAUUCGAGCAGUGAGACUCCACGAAGCGCUGAAGAGACUGAAUCAGGAAAUUAAAAGGAAGAAGAUGCUCAGAUGAUUACUGAGAGCUCUUGAGAUAAAGCGUAAUGGACUCUUGGUGGUUUUACCCUGUAGAUUUAGUUGUAAAGAAAGUAGGAUUUAGUCUUGAUUCGUAAUCCUCAGAUGCUUUAUUUACUGAUGAUAGGAAAAGAAAUCCAGUCGAACCAAGGAUCUUUUCCGGACGUCAAAUACUGAAACCGGUCAUUCAUGUAACCGUUUCUUGGGACAAUGUCCCGUUUGAGCUGAGUCGAACUUCAAAGAUUAGGAAUUGAGGUGGGAUAUGAGUAGAACUUAAGGGAGUGUUUGGUUUGGUUUGUGAAUUGGAUUUUGAUUUUAAUUAGUUGAUUUUGAUUUUAAUUGGAUUGUAAUGAUUGUAUUGUUGAAUUAUGAGAAAAAAGUGUGAAAAAGUAAUGAAUA